Messenger RNA from Malus domestica (apple), 2114 nucleotides. RefSeq names its product alpha-mannosidase I MNS5. Gene Ontology annotation, molecular function: calcium ion binding; mannosyl-oligosaccharide 1,2-alpha-mannosidase activity. NCBI's taxonomy places the organism in Eukaryota, Viridiplantae, Streptophyta, Magnoliopsida, Rosales, Rosaceae. Gene Ontology annotation, cellular component: membrane; endoplasmic reticulum. The record is from RefSeq and is a predicted model, not a curated record. Gene Ontology annotation, biological process: carbohydrate metabolic process; mannose trimming involved in glycoprotein ERAD pathway; endoplasmic reticulum mannose trimming.
GCGCCUGCAGUACCAACCAGACAAGCUAAUUGGCAAAUCGCAGAAUAACCCGCCUUCCUCAGUCCUCUGAUUCUUCUCUGUCCAUCUCUGAUACGAAUCCCAAUCCAAUUGACCCAAUAGCCAUGUUGCCGCGCAAAUGCGCGACAUGGGUUCUUCUCUUCUUUCUGAUCUCUCCCACCCUCAUAAACUUAUCGACCUCCGCAUCGCCGUCCGAUCCCCGUUGGGCAGCUAAGAAGCGACGCCUCAGAGAUAAAGUCCGUAAGAUGUUUUAUCAUGCAUACGACAACUACAUGAUACAUGCAUUUCCGCAUGAUGAGCUAAAGCCACUGAGUAAAAGUUUCACUGACUCUCUUAGUGAACUUGGAAAUCUGAAGCUUGAACACCUACCACAAGGCUACAGUGGAUCGGCUCUGAGUCUUAUAGAAUCAUUGUCCAGCCUUGUCAUUAUGGGAAACAACACUGAAUUUGAAAGCGCAAUUAUUUGGCUUGCUGACAAUUUGAAGUUCAAUGUUGAUGUGAGGGUAAAUCUUUUUGAGUGCAACAUAAGAGUGCUUGGAGGACUUGUUUCUGCUCAUUUACUUGCAAGUGAUUCUUCAAACAGGCUGGGUCAAGGAGUUUACAAGAAUCAGCUGCUUACUUUGGCCGAGGACUUAGGGAAACGCUUCCUACCUGCAUUUAACACGCCGACGGGGUUGCCGUAUGCAUGGAUUAACUUAAAGUAUGGAGUGAUGGAGAAUGAGACUACUGAAACAAGCACUUCAGGAUGUGGUUCCCUAAUUCUGGAAAUGGGAGCAUUGUCCCGAUUGACUGGAGACCCCAAAUACGAAUCUGCAGCUUUACGUGCUCUUCGUAAAUUAUGGGGCAUGCGUAGUUCCUUGAAUCUACUUGGUACAACGCUGGAUGUAUCAACUGGGGAAUGGCUUGAGUACUCAUCUGGGAUUGGAGCUGGGGUUGAUUCAUUUUAUGAGUAUCUAUUUAAGGCCCACAUACUUUUCGGAAAGGAGGAGUUCUGGAGAAUGUUUCAUUCUGCUUAUAUUGCUGUGCAGAAAUAUUUCAGACAUGGUCCAUGGUACCAUGAAGCUGAUAUGAGGACAGGAAAAGCAACUUAUUGGCAGCUUACUAGCCUUCAGGCAUUUUGGCCUGGCCUACAGGUUCUUGUUGGCGAUAUUGCAGCCGCAAAUUCUUCACACCGUGAAUUUUUCCAUGUAUGGGAAAAGUUUGGAGUAAUACCAGAAAGGUAUUUGUUGGACCAUCAAAUGUUGCAUCCCACAGAAAAGUAUUAUCCUCUGCGCCCUGAAUUGGCUGAGUCAACGUUCUACUUGUAUCAAGCAACUAAAGACCCAUGGUACAUUGAAGUGGGGGAGUCAAUUGUAAAUUCUCUGAACUUAUACACAAAAGUGGAAGGAGGUUUUGCUAGCAUUAGAGAUGUCACAACUAUGCAGUUGGAAGAUCAUCAGCAUAGUUUCUUCCUUGCUGAGACGUGCAAGUAUCUAUUUCUUUUGUUCGACGAUUCAUUUUUGGUUGAACAAAACUAUAUUUUCACAACCGAGGGUCACCCCCUUCCAGUGUUGAGUAGUUGGCAUGACAGGCUUCCUGAGACUUACAUCCAUAGUAACCGGACUUCUCUCAAGGCCGGAAAUCAAGCACGACGGACAAGUGCAAUGUCUAUGCAAGUAUGUCCUACGACGAUGAAUUCGUGGGAAUGCGGCGGCCAACAAGCUGAGAGUGCUUGCCACGUCCCAGAUGCUCGUAGUGAUCACAGGUGUCUAACAGACGAUGAAUGUGGAGUUGACUCAACUAAUUGUAGACGAAGAUCGUGUAGCAUCGCUGGCUACUGCGGGCUAUGGUUGUUCAUAUGAUUCCAUGGAAGAAACCGGAGUUGUUUUCGGUGACAAACAAUAAACGUAAUUUCUGUAACUGGAAUAUCAGAGCAUAGGAACACACUAUGAGAAAGGGGAGAGAGGAUAGGAAUACAUGAUUUAGAAGUGAAUAGCAGAUUAUGCAAUUGAGUUACCCUUCAGAUUCUCAGAGCAAUGUACCAAAUUUUUGGGUGAUGAAGUUUUUUAGUUGGGAAAUAUACUUUUAUUCAGGAUAAAUAAGAUCCAUACAACGUA